CCUGGGCGAUAAAUGUAUCUUUGGUAUUUUGUUUUCGGCGAUGACCAAUUUUAAAACUUUGUUGCUAAAAAUGUGAUAAUUGUUUCAUCUGUACAAAGAUGACUAGGAAGAUCACUUCACAGAGUAUUCUAUCGUUUUUUAGUUCACUGGAAUGGCAAGGAAAGACCGCGAGAACAUUCGCGUCAAGCUGUGGUCGCGACGGUAGCAAACGAACAGAGUUAUCAGCGCUUGCACAGAAAUGGUGCAAACAAAUGAAAGAGAGCGGAGUUGAUGACGCUGUUCUCUCGUUCAAUUAUAUCGCCCAGAAGGUCCUUGGGGACAGGUGUAAGCCUUGUCACUAUGGCAACAAAGAGAUGUCUGUGUCAGCUUCUCAAGUCCACCUUAUUGAGGAAAUGUGCCAGAGAAGAGCAAACAGAGAACCUAUUCAAUAUAUUGUUGGGGAUUGGGACUUCAGAUUUUUGACACUGCAGAUGCAAGCCCCCGUGCUAAUUCCACGCCCAGAAACUGAGCAGCUUGUUGAGCUAAUAAACAAUCAUCUAAAGUCUUCUACUUUUGCAUUUUUGGAUGUUGGUUCUGGAAGUGGAGCUAUUUGUCUUUCCCUUCUCUCUGAGAAUGAAAAGGCAUCAGGUGUGGCUAUUGAUGUGAGCCCUGUUGCUGUGAAGCUGACAAGACUGAAUGCUCACAGGUGUGGUAUGAAUUGCCGCCUGGAGUUGUAUCAUUGUCCAAUUGAGUAUUUCCAACAUCCUCAUGAGAAGAAAUUUGAUAUGAUUGUAAGCAAUCCUCCUUAUAUUCCUGAGCAUGAUAUGACGUUAUUACAACCUGAAGUAGCAAGUUAUGAGGACAGACAGGCAUUGUGUGGCGGGAAAGAUGGAAUGGAUGUUAUAAGGCAAAUCCUUGCUGCUGCACCACAACUUCUGAACAGGAAUGGUUCUAUAUGGCUAGAAACAGACCUCACCCACCCUCCCCUUGUGAGGGACUGGCUUGAAAGCAGGGGUCACCUGGGACUCACUCUGCACUCUGUUUACAAGGAUUUCACAAACAGGCCUCGGUUCUGUCAUAUUGUCUUUAAAUGAGAAGCGGAGAAGUCUUUCUUACCAGGCUUCUAGCGGUUCAGCCGACCUUCUCGAAUGCUUCAUUCAACUUGCCAUUUGGCGAAAGCUCUAAGGUGGGCGUGGGCAGUGACAAAUUCGUCAUUGAGCUGUAGCGUCUCGUGUCUAGCUCAGAGUUCGUACGGGAAUCGCGGCAUGGCAAACAUUAAAGGGUUCAAGCACGCGUUGAAGACCAAACACAUGGGUGGUAGCCAUUUCCGAAUGACUGAGUUUGUCACGAGGCUCACAGGGAAGUACACGUUGCCGACCGUGACGAUGAUGAUGGUCAGGUUCGGGACCACGAAGAAGAUAAAGCUGAGACGAUCACCAUGCAUCCAGAGCCAAGCCAGAGCCGUAAUAUUUCUGAUUACGCCACAUCGACCAGCAGAUAUUGGUUGAAUUUUCGGUUGAUAAAUGUUUGGGAUGCCUUACGCGCAAUUUGAUACCACAAGCUUACACAAAAGACUUGUUUACUUUACGGAAUCUGUAAGGCAAAUUGUACGAAUAUUUGAACUGCGUCUGUGGUCGAUUUGAACGCUAAAGAUUAAAAUAGCUCGAACAACUCAUCUAAAAAUGUAUGCAUUCCAUAAUGUAAACACUGUCAGAUUUUCCAUUGUAGAGCUGUCAUUUUGGCAGGCUGUUAAGGUAUAACUAGUUCCCUUUGCGUAGCUUGUAACUUUUUUGUAUUUAAACAACGUAAUAAUUGUACGACAAAGAUAAGUAUAUAAUUAAAUACAACCAGGAAUAUUGUUGUGCAAAAAA
Nematostella vectensis (starlet sea anemone) is the source of this 1850-nucleotide messenger RNA. Its product is annotated as MTRF1L release factor glutamine methyltransferase. The record is from RefSeq and is a predicted model, not a curated record. Lineage: Eukaryota; Metazoa; Cnidaria; Anthozoa; Actiniaria; Edwardsiidae. Gene Ontology annotation, molecular function: protein methyltransferase activity; nucleic acid binding. The transcript has 12 exons. Gene Ontology annotation, biological process: protein methylation. Gene Ontology annotation, cellular component: mitochondrion. The coding region runs from base 99 to 1073 and encodes 324 amino acids.